Xenopus laevis (African clawed frog) is the source of this 1342-nucleotide messenger RNA. It is a transcript of the gene spaca6.L, whose product is annotated as sperm acrosome membrane-associated protein 6. The coding region runs from base 247 to 1218 and encodes 323 amino acids. The record is from RefSeq and is a predicted model, not a curated record. The transcript is spliced from 10 exons. Lineage: Eukaryota; Metazoa; Chordata; Amphibia; Anura; Pipidae.
UUAAUUAACAGGACAGUAUAUAGGGAAAAUUUUAAACUUUACUAAGAUGCCAAGAGGAGGACACUUGGGUCACUGACCCUACCAAUGAAUCUAUGGCUUGACUGAUAGAGUGUGAAUAGGAGAUGGGACUGCCUAACACUGAUACUGUGACCCUGAGUACAAGUGCUGGAGUGUUAUGGGGAGCACAAAUAUGACCCUCGUUGCUCAUUCAAAACGGACUCACUUUAGGACGUUCCACUAAAGCCCAUGCUCCUCCCUCUGUGGAUUCUGCGCUACUUACUCCUGCUCUGUGCAGUUCAUUGGGUGCAGGAGGGCCUGGGCUGCUACAAGUGCUUCGUCUCCAAUAAAGAAAGAGUUGAAAUCUGCGACUAUGUAUUUAUGAAGCAACGGCUGGAUGUGGAGAUUUGUAGUCGCAUCAUGAAGAAGACUUUUCUGCCUCUGGAUACUUAUGUCAUAGCAAUGUCACAGAAAGAAAUCGUAAGACAAGCGAUGAAUGGUUUUUAUGAUGAAGUGAAGAAGCAGUACACACAGGGUCCAUAUCCCCUGUUCAGGAUGAUAGCCCAGAACUUCACUACACGGAUGCACUGGGUUCUAGCAGCCAAGAGACCAAUGGAAUGUGUUCCCCCAUGUGGUGUGCAGGAAAAAGCCAGGAAAUUCAACUGCUUGAACUGUGAAGAAGAGAGCUGCAAUCUACCUAUAGAAUGUCCAAUCGAGGACGUCUAUGUACAUGAGUUCCAGAGGGUAGUCAUGAAUUGCAGUACAGACUUCCCCCUUCCAGUGGAUGACAUUACUGUCCGAUGGAAAUUUUAUUGGAAUGAUAGAACUAGACGGUGGUCACACUUCACAGCUUUACAUAAAGGGGUGGAAUUAUUCUUUUUAAUCACGCGCAUGGUUUUGGAGAAGCAAGGCACCUAUGCCUGUGAGAUUAGCACCGAUGAAGAUGUCCUCAUCCGAAAAUACUUCUUUAUAAAUGUGACCAGCAGUUCUCUUUAUGAGUCCAUGAAACACAUGCAAGAGCUAUUUGAAAGGAUUGUCCAACCCACCACCCCUAAGCCAGCUAGAGUGGGACUCCGCAAUUUGUUUGUCUUCAGAGACCUCCUCAACCCAAAGAAACCCUUGCCAGUGGCUAAAUAUAUUUUAUACACAGCAAUUGUCUCUACGAUUACCGUGCUGCUUGUCCUGAUUGUUGGAAUCCCCUGUUACUUUAUAUAUAAAUAAGGAGCAGUUGUGAUGUGGAGCGGCUGAGAAAUUAAAGCUACGUGAUCACUCCAUCCCUUGACACCCUCAACAGCAUGUGUGUGUAUAUUAUUUAAUAAACAGGAGAUUUCUAUAAAAUCCUGAA